This is a messenger RNA of Lucilia sericata (common green bottle fly), 618 nucleotides long. RefSeq names its product probable trafficking protein particle complex subunit 2 (gene Trs20). Gene Ontology annotation, cellular component: TRAPP complex; nucleus; cytoplasm. Bases 69 to 488 code for a protein of 139 amino acids. The record is from RefSeq and is a predicted model, not a curated record. Lineage: Eukaryota; Metazoa; Arthropoda; Insecta; Diptera; Calliphoridae. The transcript has 3 exons. Gene Ontology annotation, biological process: endoplasmic reticulum to Golgi vesicle-mediated transport.
AAUAUUUUCUUACUGAUUUCACCCUUUAUUGAUUCACCUUUACAGCUGUAUCUAAAAAAGAAGUCAAAAUGCCCACAUUUUAUUUCGUUAUUGUGGGCCACAAUGAUAAUCCUAUAUUUGAAAUGGAAUUCACAACAGUUAGCAAAGAAAUGAGAAAAGAAGAUCAUCGUCAUUUAUCUCAGUUUAUAGCUCAUGCAGCUUUGGAUUUAGUCGAUGAACACAAAUGGAAAACUCCCAAUAUGCAUUUGAAAUCAAUAGAUCGAUUUAAUCAAUGGUUUGUAUCUGCUUUCGUUACUGCCAGUCAGAUACGAUUUCUUAUUGUCCACGACAAUAAAAAUGAUGAAGGCAUUAAGAAUUUCUUUAAUGAGGUCUAUGAGACUUAUGUAAAAUAUUCAAUGAAUUCGUUCUAUAAAGUAAAUACGCCUAUUAAAUCUCCCAUGUUUGAGAAGAAGGCUCAAUUGUAUGGUAGAAAAUAUUUGUUAUCUUAAAUGCAUUCAUUUUUAAUAUAAAUUGUAGUUGUACGUAAUAAAUAUAUAAAUAAGUUUUUAAUUUUAAAUAAAUCAUAUACAUACAUAGUUAAAUUUGUAAAAUAAAUCUAUGAUUGUUUCUAAAAACUCA